Alligator mississippiensis (American alligator) is the source of this 1598-nucleotide messenger RNA. Its product is annotated as protein maestro-like. Bases 121 to 1512 code for a protein of 463 amino acids. The record is from RefSeq and is a predicted model, not a curated record. Gene Ontology annotation, cellular component: cytoplasm. NCBI's taxonomy places the organism in Eukaryota, Metazoa, Chordata, Crocodylia, Alligatoridae. The transcript has 11 exons.
ACCCGCCAUAUACUCCAGUUGCUUACGGAGAAGAUCCAGCAUCCAGCCGGCACAGAAGGGAGCUCAUCUGAGGGCACCGCAGCCCAGGGACCUCUCGCAGCAACAUGUGCAUCCCUGGAGAUGCUGACUACGAUCCAUUCCAGCCCAGUCCUGAGGGAGCUACUCCCCGGGCUCCUGUGUGCUCUUCUAGAGCAAGUUGUCCGUACCGUGGGGCAGGACAUGCCGAUGCCCACAGCAAGCAUCCAGCGGAGGCAGCUGCGAAAGGGGCAGGUGUGCACAGUGGGCAACCCUUGCAGACUUUCUAUGGAGACCCUGGCUUGCGCUAUAGCAAACGGCCUUGGGGAGAAAGUGGCUGCAGACCUAUGCAAAGUGGGAACCUGGCCACUACUAGAGAGCCCUCAGACACACCAUGAGGGGGUGUGCCAGCUGGCCAGGGCUCUGCUGCUGUUGGGAAUAAUAACCCCCCAAUUUAUAGGGCGGGUCCUACAGUGGACCAGUUCCACAACGGAAAAUCUCCGUGUGACCGGUACGGCCUUCGUCAGCCAGCUUAUGUGUGACCCAGUCAUAGAAGAGCAGAAGCUCCUGAAGGCAGUCCUUUCCUUACUACAUCAGCGAGCCAGGGACCCAAAUAACCUUGUCCAACAAAUGGCAGCCAGAGGACUAGGCAACAUAGUUUACGGUGCCCCUGAGCAGCUGAAAAAACACCAGAAGGCUGUCCUGGAGACCCUGUUCGAGGCAUCAUUUGUGCCUACCAGGCCUGAGCUCAUGGAGGAGGGCAUGCGGGCACUCACCCACAUCUUUAAACAUCUAGGGACAGAUGUGGGGCCCCUGGUUGAGGAUGCAGUUGCGCAUAUCAGGUCCUUCUUUAACCAUGACAGCGACAGUCUUCGCACCGUGGCUUUUGCCCUCUUCGGCGCCCUGGCAGGCUGCAUGAAGAGGAGGCAAGCCUUUUAUAAAAGGCAGGUGAGGCAGAGCCUGGGAACACUCCUGGUUCACCUGGAGGACCCCAACCCACAGGUGGCCAAGGAGUGCAGAACAACGCUGGGCCUGUGCUGCUCUUACCUGGGCUUAAGGAGGGUCCAGGCAGCCCUGGCCUUCCAUACGCAGGGGUCAGAGCAGGGGAAACAGGAUCAGCUGCUGCAGGAUGUCUGCAGGCAUUUGGCCAAAGAAAAACCUACUCUUUUGGAGAGUCUCUGCCAGGCAGCUCAGACACACUACUCGAGCCCAUGGCCAGAAAUUCAGGUGGCAGCUAUCAAAUUUACAGGCAUCCUUAUGGAGUAUGCUACCCCCAGAAGUGCCGGACAGAUAAAGGUUGCACACCUCCUGAGCUCUCUGCAAACUCUAGGACAGGACACAUCACAGGAGGUCCAAGAUGUGGCCACUCAGGUCUCAGAGACCAUUUCUAAAAGUGCUUGGGGCAGCAUGCUGCAAGAGGAGGGAAACCAUGGGCGUACCCUGCCUCAUAUCGCUUCUUUACUUUGUUUUGGGUGCCUAAAGCCCCAUUCCAUUUAAAAACGAGCCCUAUAUUUGGAUAUGUUUGAUAUAAAAUUGUGUUUUACGUUCUUCUGGCUGUUGUUGCUUCUCUCCUCCUGAACACA